Molecule: messenger RNA, 991 nt
Organism: Calliphora vicina (urban bluebottle blowfly)
Lineage: Eukaryota; Metazoa; Arthropoda; Insecta; Diptera; Calliphoridae
Gene: Rpn12
Product: regulatory particle non-ATPase 12
Exons: 4
Coding region: 123-920 (265 amino acids)
Biological process (GO): proteasome-mediated ubiquitin-dependent protein catabolic process
Cellular component (GO): cytosol; proteasome regulatory particle, lid subcomplex; nucleus
Source: RefSeq, a predicted model, not a curated record
GAACAAAACGGAUUUGACAACAAACAAACAACGGCCAACAACAGAAACAAAAAUUGCAAAUCAUUUACAAGAAGAAAUUUAUUAGUGUUUUCAGUGAGAUUUUUAUAAAGAAUUGUUAAAAAAUGUCGGAUUUAACUGAAGUUGAAACUUUGUAUAAAGAACUAAAUACAGAAUGGAAUAAAAAACCGCAAAAUAUUAAGAAAUGUGGCCAAUUGCUGGAUCAAUUAAAGGUGGCCCUUACCAAAUUGGCCUUUUUGCCUACAAAAGAUGUGAAAUCUUCGAAAAAUGAAAUGAUUUUAUCGCGUAGUGUCUUGGAAAUUGCCGUAGAAUACAGUGUAGUCACCAAAGACAUACCAGCCUUUGAAAGAUACAUGUCACAAUUGAAAUGUUACUACUAUGAUUACAAACAACAAAUCGGUGAAUCUGAAAAUAUGUAUAAGCUUUUGGGCUUAAAUCUGUUGUAUUUGCUGUCGGUAAAUCGUGUUUCGGAAUUUCAUACUGAAUUGGAAUUGUUACAGGCCGAAAUUAUUCAUUCAAACAAAUAUAUAUGCCCUAUAUUAGCAUUGGAACAGUACAUAAUGGAGGGACGUUACAAUAAAAUUUUCCAAGCCAAGAGCUGUGCCCCUUCCGAAAUCUAUUGCUAUUUUAUGGAUAUUUUGUUGUGCACUGUGCGUGAUGAAAUCGCUGGUUGCAUUGAAAAAGCCUAUGAAAAAAUUUCCAUAGAAGAGGCUAGCAAACGUCUCAAUCUCAAAUCGAUUGAAGAUGUUAAAGCCUUCGGCAAGAAACGUAACUGGCUUUUAGGAGCUGAUAAUGUAUACAGUUUUGUUGAUAAAUCGAUAAAACCAAAAGAAAUACUACCAUCUGUGGAAUUGGCUGAACAGGCCAUAUUCUAUGCUCGCGAACUGGAAAUGAUUGUUUAAAUCAGCAUAUUUAUGAAUUCAAUAAACACUCAACAUUUAUCAUUUAAUAAUCAACUUUAUUUUACAACAAA